Messenger RNA from Sphaeramia orbicularis (orbiculate cardinalfish), 1026 nucleotides. It is a transcript of the gene denr, whose product is annotated as density-regulated protein. Lineage: Eukaryota; Metazoa; Chordata; Actinopteri; Kurtiformes; Apogonidae. The coding region runs from base 166 to 765 and encodes 199 amino acids. The record is from RefSeq and is a predicted model, not a curated record. The transcript has 8 exons. Gene Ontology annotation, molecular function: mRNA binding; translation initiation factor activity. Gene Ontology annotation, biological process: translation reinitiation; formation of translation preinitiation complex.
CUCAACUACUCAAUCAAGAAAGCACUACAAGGCGUGCUCAAAGUACGCCAACUAGGAACCUUUUUACAGAGAAUGAGAUUCUAAAAGUCGGAUUAUCUUUAAUAAUGCGAGCGACUUUAUUGCGCAGGCAUCAGAUUUAGAAUACAUUUUGUGGGGUAAUUUGUGAUGGCAACUACUGAGAUGGAAUCAGGUUCUUCAGAAAGCAGAUCCGAGCAAGGAAUAGCUGACCCUGAUUCAAAGUACCCACUGAAGGUGCUUUACUGUGGAGUGUGCUCUCUGCCUACAGAGUACUGUGAGUAUAUGCCUGAGCCAGCCAAAUGUAGGCAGUGGCUAGAGAAGAAUUUUCCAGAUGUAUUUGCCAGGAUGACAGUUGGCCCGGCAGCAAAUGCACCCAAGCAGGAACCCGGCACUGGAGAUGCUCCCCCUGCAGGCGAGGAGGAGGAGAAAAAGAAACAGAAGAGAGGAGGAAGAGGCCAGAUCAAACAGAAGAAGAAGACGGUGCCUCAGAAAGUAACGAUAGCAAAAAUCCCCAGAGCCAAGAAGAAAUAUGUCACACGAGUGUGUGGAUUGGCAACAUUUGACAUUGACCUUAAAGAGGCUCAGCGAUUCUUUGCCCAGAAAUUCUCUUGUGGUGCCUCCGUUACAGCAGAGGAUGAAAUAAUCAUUCAGGGAGAUUUUACAGAUGACAUAAUUGACGUUAUUCAAGAGAAGUGGCCUGAGGUGGACGAUGACAGCAUUGACGAUCUCGGUGAAGUCAAGAAGUGAAGACCAAAUAUGCACUUUUACAGAAAUGGAUGUGACCUGUAACAGCAACAACCUGGCCAAAUGUACACAUUAAGUCAUUUUAUACUUAUUUUAUUUACUGUACAUAAAGAGCUGCGGACUUGGCCACUCACUUGGCAUUUUUUUUAGUUAAUAGCUGCUUUCUCUCGUUUGCCAAAGGUGUGGUAUGACGUGAAUCCCUCCCAAAAUGUUCUUCACUCGAGCAAACUGUAGGCUAAUAAAUUUCAGUCUCCUUCGCCUGUA